GGUCGCGCCCGGGCGGAGCAGCGGGGUGUGAGCCGCGCCGGCCGCCGUAGUCCGCCGCCGCGAGCAGGAAGUGUCCGAGGGCGGCGGCGGCGGCGGCGGCGGCGGCGGGCGGAGACUGCACGAUGGCCCCGGACCCCUGGUUCUCCACAUACGACUCUACCUGCCAAAUUGCACAAGAGAUUGCCGAGAAAAUCCAACAGCAAAAUCAGUAUGAAAGAAAUGGUGAAAAUACAAUCAGGCUUACCGUGACAAUCAGAACUUUGUUGCAGAAUCUGAAGGAAAAGAUCGCCCUUUUGAAGGACUUAUUGCUAAAUGCUGUGUCAACACAUCAGAUCACACAGCUUGAAGGAGACCGAAGACAGAACCUCCUGGAUGAACUCGUAACUCGAGAGAGACUGCUUGUGGCAUCUUUUAAGAACGAGGGUGCAGAACCGGAUCUCAUCAGGUCCAGCCUGAUGACUGGAGGGGCUAAGCGAGGAGUUGCCAACCCUUGGCUCUUUGAGGAGCCAGAGGAGACCAGAGGUUUGGGUUUUGAUGAAAUCCGGCAACAGCAGCAGAAGAUUAUCCAAGAACAGGAUGCAGGCCUGGAUGCCCUGUCCUCUAUCAUAAGUCGCCAGAAACAGAUGGGGAAGGAAAUUGGGAACGAACUGGAUGAACAAAACGAGAUAAUUGAUGACCUUGCCAACCUGGUGGAAAACACAGAUGGGAAGCUCCGCACCGAGACCAGGCGUGUGAACAUGGUGGACAGAAAGUCAACGUCUUGCGGAAACCUAAAUCCUCUAGUCCUCAGACUUCCCUUUCCAAUCCGAAAUCGGAAAUCAUCGCAUGGUACAAUGAAGAGCGUAUGGUGGAUGUGACGUAUUUGUUCUUCACUCACCAAAGAAUUUUCAAGUGCAAGGGAUUGUACUAGGAGCUGAGAACUCAGAAAUCUGGACGAUUAUUCACUCUGCCUCAAGAAGGAGAGAUGACCCAUCCCUAAGUAACUCUCAAAUAUGAGGCAAAAUGAGAUCAGUGAUGCAAGACGAAUAUAGGUAACAUGUUACAGGAAUUCCAAGUAAAGGGAGAGAUUACUUCCUGCCAGUGUAUGUGUGGUGCAAGGGAAAUUAAAAAAACAGGCCCAUUGAAGAAUGGCUCACUGAAAGAGCAUUUGGAUAAAUGGGGAUGAAGGUGAGGAAUUAACUCAGGUGAGUCCAGAGACAAAGGGAAAUUCAUCUGGACUGGGGCCAGAAUUUUAGAGAUGCUCAUAACAUGUCACUGUGAGGUAAUGCCCUUUUCCUAGAACACUGCUUCUAGCACCAGCUUAUUAAUUAAAGCAUAGAUUUCCUCCGAUCAUACCUUGUUCAGUCAAGGGUCUUUGUUCUCUCCUGAUGUUAAUAUCUCAGAACCAUAGAAAUCCAGCUCCCUCUCCCUCUUCCCCCCUGUCCCUCCCCAGCACUCUGUUCUGCUGUCAGCCCCCCUCCCCACAGGGAAGUCCAAGCCAUGUGGUGCCAGCAUCUCCUUUCCAUCCUCUUCACUGCCACUGCUGUUCAGGAGCUGGGGUCGGCUUCCUCACCUGUCACGUCAGCCCUCUCCUACAUAUCUCCUCCCUGAAUUACACAGGUCAGAAAGUUAAAAGCUCCUCAUGAUGAGGCUUCACAUGUGGCCCAGUUUCUACCUUAGAAGACACAGAGAUGGGAGAGACCAGUAGGAGGUGUUAGUGACACCCAGGGAGAUCAGAUCUCCUGAUAGGCACAGAGGAGGAGUGUGUGGUCUUUGCAGGGAGCUCCGCGAAGAUUCUAGCAUCUAACACCUCUUGUCCCACGAGUGGUGUGGAACCCUUGUCCUGUGUGGUUGGCUCUUCUGGUUCUGGCCAUCGUGUAUCCUCCAGAUCUGCUUUUCUGGUGGUCCGGAAGGUUCCAUAAGCUCCAAUAUCCCCCCCCCCCUUUUUUUUUUUUGCCUAAGCCAGCUAGCUACAGUAGAUGUGAUUUCAACAGCUAAAAACUUUCCAGUCCUCCACCCAUAUUCCUUGAGGUUUCUGACUCUCCAUUCAUGGUUAUCUCUUGUCUCCCAUUUUCCUGCCAUCACAGUAAGAGGCGAGGGAGUCUGCGUGAUGGUCUCUGCAACACUGUGGUCUCAUCACCUCUCCCUCUGCACGGCUACAGCUGGAGCUGUGUUGCCUCUAAAAGUUCCUCUCUCUGCCCCAGCCUCCUGUCACUCCACUGUCUCCAUAUGGACCUGUGCUCUAACCUCGGAACAUCCUUCAGUGCCCUUCCUCACUCUCCUAACACAACAGUCCAGCUGUCUUCCUCUGUGAGCCAACAGCUCAAUAUAUCCCACCAGACCUACUUAUCUAUCCUUCGGGCUACCUGUGCAUUUACUGCCUCUUGUGAAUACCCCUAAAAUGUUCCCAUACUGGUUUAGGUACCCCCCCACCAUUUUGUAUUAAGAAUAUAAUGAUAGGGGCACCUUGGUGGCUCAGUGAUUGAGCAUCUGCCUUCAACUCAGGUCGUGAACCCGGGGUCCUGGGAUCGAGUCCCGCGUUGGCUCCCCACAGGGAGCCUGCUUCUCCCUCUGCCUGUGUUUCUGCCUCUCUCUGUGUGUCUGUCAUAAAUAAAUAAAUUUAAAAAUCUUUCUAAAAAAUAAAAGAAUAUAGUAUCAGCUAAAGCUUAUAAGAUGCUUAUCAUGUUCCAGGCACUGUUCCAAAUAUGUUAAUAUAUUAAGUCAUCGAAUCCUCACAACAAUGUAAUGACAUAGGAACAUUUAAUGUCUACACUUUACAGAUGAAGAAACAGAAGAACAGAGAGGUUAAGUGAUUUGUCCAAGGCAACACAGCUAGUAAGUGGUUGAGCUGGGAUUCGAGCUGUCCUCAUUCUUAGUAGCUGUACUCUAUUUUCAUUCCAUCUACCUAUGUUAAGCAAUGCCAAGAUAUCUUUGUGUCUUUACAUGGUUAUUGAAAGUGCUUUUUCCUCUUUCACCAUAUAUGUGAUUACUGUCUCACUGUCAGUAUCACACGUUGUGGUUCCUAAAGGCAGCACUCCAUUCAUAUAUCCACCAGUUCUUUUUUAAUGAAAUUUUUUUUCCUUUCUCUCUCCCAUACUAUUUCCUUGCCCUGCAUUCUGAUUUGAAUUUCAGUUCUGUCGUGAAAGAUCGUGUCACACUAUUGCAGAUAAAUGUUUCAGGCAGCUGUUGACUAGCUCGGGUGAUGGAUUUCCCAUACUAACCCUGCUGACUCCUCCUCUUUCAAAAUAUCACUUAUGUUACAUCCGGAAACCCAUACUCUGAUAAAUGAAGUAUAGCAGUUUGUGAUAUCAGCUGGAAUUAUUUUCUCUGCCGUCUUCCAGGAUAAGUCUCCUGUAGUAUUUAGACUCUGGGUUCUAAAAU
Canis lupus familiaris (dog) is the source of this 3360-nucleotide messenger RNA. RefSeq names its product syntaxin 8 (gene STX8). Lineage: Eukaryota; Metazoa; Chordata; Mammalia; Carnivora; Canidae. Gene Ontology annotation, cellular component: endomembrane system; SNARE complex. Gene Ontology annotation, biological process: intracellular protein transport; vesicle fusion. The transcript is spliced from 9 exons. Gene Ontology annotation, molecular function: SNARE binding; SNAP receptor activity. The record is from RefSeq and is a predicted model, not a curated record. The coding region runs from base 123 to 857 and encodes 244 amino acids.